Molecule: messenger RNA, 3336 nt
Organism: Bombina bombina (fire-bellied toad)
Lineage: Eukaryota; Metazoa; Chordata; Amphibia; Anura; Bombinatoridae
Gene: MYO1H
Product: myosin IH
Biological process (GO): actin filament organization; vesicle transport along actin filament
Cellular component (GO): cytoplasm; vesicle; myosin complex
Molecular function (GO): ATP binding; microfilament motor activity; actin filament binding
Source: RefSeq, a predicted model, not a curated record
GCUCAGCAACAGAGCAGACAAUAAUGCUGUGAGGUACAAUAAGACCAGACAGAACAGUUCUUCAUUGGAUACUAUCAUCACAUUUGUCUGUUGAAGAUGCAAAAUCAGAAGGAUGAAAAGGAAAUGAACGUAGAGAGGUCACUUUCAGCUCAGAAGGUCGGUUUACAUGACUUUGUGCUUCUGGAUUCCCACACCAGCGAGGAAGCUUUUAUGGACAAUCUUCGAAAACGCUUUCAUGAAAAUCUUAUAUAUACAUAUAUAGGGACAAUGCUCGUGUCUGUGAAUCCGUACAAAGAACUUGAUCUGUAUACCCAGAGGCAAAUGGAGAUGUACCAAGGAGUUAACUUCAUAGAGUUGCCACCACACAUAUAUGCGGUAGCAGAUAAUGCUUAUAGGGCGAUGUGCACAGAGCGUAACAACCACUUCAUCUUGAUCUCUGGAGAGAGUGGAGCUGGGAAGACAGAGACUUCCAAGAAGAUCCUCCAAUAUUUGGCCAUGGUUUGUCCAAUCACAGAGAAGCUUCACACAAUCAGAGAUCGUCUCCUUCUGUCCAAUCCUGUGCUUGAGGCUUUCGGGAAUGCCAAAACUCUCCGUAAUGACAACUCAAGCAGAUUUGGAAAGUACAUGGAUGUGCAGUUUGAUUACAAGGGAGCACCUGCUGGUGGGCACAUCCUGAGCUACCUAAUUGAGAAGUCUCGAGUGGUUCAUCAGAAUGAGGGGGAGAGGAACUUUCACAUAUUCUACCAGCUGCUGGAGGGAGGCGAGGAUCAUCUUGUUCGUUGGCUGGGUUUGGAGCGUAACCCACAGUUGUACAGUUACCUUAUCCAGGGUCAGUGUGCCAAAGUAAGCUCCAUUAGUGACAAAGACAACUGGAAGCUUGUCCGAAGAGCAUUCACAAUCAUCGAGUUCACAGAAGCUGAUAUUGAGAACCUGUUUGGAAUUGUAGCUAGUGUCCUACACCUGGGAAACAUAAAGUAUGAAGAAGACAGUCAAGGUCACGCUAUCAUUAGGGAUGGGACACAAAUUCAGUGGAUAUCUAAGCUACUUGGCGUCCCUUUAUCACUUUUGCAAGAGGCGCUAACACACAGAAAGAUUGAAGCCAGGGCAGAAGAGGUCCUCAGCCCCCUGAAUUUAGAGCUGUCUUACUAUGCUCGUGAUGCUUUCGCCAAAGCCAUUUAUGGAAGGUCCUUCCAUUGGCUCGUCAACAAAGUCAAUUGCGCUCUAGCCAACAAGGAACCACCAAGGAAGUCAGUAAUUGGACUAUUGGAUAUUUACGGUUUUGAAGUGUUUGAAACAAAUAGCUUUGAACAGUUCUGUAUUAACUACUGCAAUGAGAAAUUACAACAGCUCUUCAUUUCCAUGACAUUGAGGGCAGAGCAAGAAGAGUAUGAAACAGAAGGAAUUGAGUGGGAACCAGUGCAGUAUUAUGACAACAAAAUCAUCUGCGACCUUAUUGAAGAAAAGUACAAAGGAAUAAUCGCUAUAAUGGAUGAGGAAUGUUUGAGACCUGGGGAAGCCACAGACCUGAGCUUGCUGGCAAAGUUAGAGGAGAAGGUUGGAGACCACCCCCAUUUUCUUACACGUAAACUUGCAGGCCCAAACGUCAGAAAGUCUAUAGACUGGGUGGACUUUAGGCUCAUUCACUAUGCAGGGGAAGUUACUUACUGUGCUGUAGGAUUUUUGGAGAAGAACAAUGAUCUGCUGUACAGAAAUCUUAAAGAGGUGGUGAUAAAAUCCAAAAACUAUAUUCUAAGGGACUGUUUUCAUGCUGUAGAACUGGACAACAAACGGAGGCCUGAGACUGUGACAACUCAGUUUAAGAACAGUUUAUCUAGCUUGAUAGAGAUCCUGAUGUCAAAGGAACCUACAUAUAUCAGGUGUAUAAAACCCAAUAAGGACAAACAGCCUGGGAAGUUUGAGGAUGUUUUAGUGCGUCACCAAGUCAAGUACCUUGGUUUGAUGGAGCAUUUAAGAGUCAGAAGAGCAGGAUUUGCCUAUCGCAGGAAAUAUGAGAUAUUCUUGCAGAGGUAUAAAUCAUUGUGUCCACAAACCUGGCCUAAGUGGAAUGGCUCUGCCCGGGAAGGUGUCCAGAUAUUGGUGAAGCACAUUGGUUACCAACCCAAUGAAUAUAAACUGGGAAGAACAAAGCUGUUCAUUCGCUAUCCUCGCACUUUAUUUGCAACUGUGGAUGCCUUUGAAGUGAGAAAAAAUCAAUUAGUUUCAAAAAUUCAAGCCAAAUAUAAAGGGUGUUUAGGACGAAGAUCAUUUCAGAAGAAAAAGAAGGCAGCUAUCAAGUUGGAAUCGUGCUGGCGUGGAGUCCUGGCCCGCAAAGCAGCGAAGAGGAGAGCAUGGGCAGCUCAGACCAUAAGGAAGUUUAUCAUGCAGUUUAUCAAUCGGAAUAAAUCUCAGGAAAAUAAGAAAAUUGGAUACUUCAGCCUUAUGCACUAUAACUACCUCUGGAAACUGAAAGAUCAUUUGCCCAAAAAUGUACUGGACGGGAGUUGGUUGGCCCCACCUGCAGCCAUGAAAAAGACCUCAGAACUACUGCACAAACUUUGCAUGAGAACCCUGGUGAGAAAAUACUGCAGGACUAUUACCCCCCAGAGAAUAGAGCAGAUGCACCAGAAAGUAUUGGCCAGUGAGAUUUUUCAAGGGAAGAAGGAGGGCUACUCACAGAGUAUCAGCCAGCCAUUUUCAGAGACCAGACUCAGUGAACAAAAUAUUAACCCAAAAGUGCUUCAGCUCAUGUUAUAUGAUAAGGUCAAGUAUGGUACGCCUGUGAUUAAGUACGACAGACGUGGGUUCAAACCCAGACCUCGACAGCUCCUGAUGACACAGUCAGCACUUUUUGUGACAGAGCAAGCCAAGAUCAAGAAUAAAAUUGAAUUCUCAAGCCUAAAAGGUAUCUCAAUUAGUGGUUUGAGUGACGGGUUCCUUAUCAUCCAUGUGUUACAAGAGGACAACAAACAAAAGGGAGAUGUCAUAUUACAAUGUGAACAUAUAUUUGAAACAGUCACAAAAUUAUGCAUGCUGGCUGACAAGAAGGACGCAGUUACUAUACAACCGAAGAGCGCUGUAUACCACUUCCAGGGAAAAGAUUGGAGAGUUGAUUUUACAUCAGGGACAGAAUCCCAAGUGUACAAAGCUAAGAACGGGCACCUGACAGUGGUGUCACCCAGGAUAAAAUCCUAACCAUCAGUUCCUUAUGAUUAAAAAAUUGAAAAAGGACGACAAAUACCUCAAACAUAACAACAAGAGGAAUUUUCACAAAUUUACCUGGGAUUAUUGCAGCAACUAGGACUCAAGAAGGAAAAAAAUGUAUAUAUCCAGGGUUAU